GCAGGUGUAGGUUUUAUUGGAUUACUUACAAGGAUAAUUCACAAAUUCUUGAAAAUUUUGUUACUUCUCCUGUUCUUUCUUUUAAGUAAAUUUUGGCAUUCGUUUCUCGUAUGGAUUUGUAUGUACAAGUCUACAUAAAUAUACAGGAAACUCUGUGCUUUUGGCAUUUUAGGAACAAUAUAAUCCUAUUUUCUUUGUAAUAUAUUAAAUAACAUACUAAAUAAACUUGCUUUUUGACAAAAUGAAUUUUUUUCUUUUCGAGUGUACAGAAUAUUAACACUUACAUUAAUGCCACUUUAACGCCGCGCUAUGCGUUUUUAUAGAUUAUCAUUGUUAUAUUAACUAUUACAUAAUAUUAUAGAAAUUUAUUCUAGUCGAUACAAUGUUGCGCCUCAGACCAACGCUACACAUUAAAUGUUACGUAUUUUAUCUUAAACUCGAACGUUUCGAACGAAAUAAACGCAAGUGUAAAAAAAUAAUAGCGCCUUGGCCGCGAGCGCAAGAGAAAAGUUACUAAUUGCAAAUAGCGGAGAAGAUAGUAAUUGGUCUAUUACGUGUUCGCUAUCAAAGUUUACUUUCGAAGUUCACUUUCGACUGUCGCUUCAAACUUCCUAACGUAUGCAGAUACGUCGGUGACAAAAUUGCGACAGCGAUUCGAACAAUUCGCGUCAAUGGCGUGUCUCGCCUCGAGACGACAGCGAUCAGAGAAUAUGUAAUUACUCAUUAAUAGACAAAUAAUAUCGAUCGAAAAGACUCACGAGAAUCUCUAAUUUUCCGAUACAAACUGUCUCUUCUCUACUGUCUUUAUGAAAAAUCUAAUUACCGGUUAUAAGAGAAGUAUCAUAAGUUCAGAAACAUUUUUGCCGCUAUUGAUCAAAUAUAUCGAAUAUACAUACUUAAAGAGCAACUGAAUUCUUACGAAUCGUAUCAAAAGCUAUAACACUAGUUCCUUUUGCCAUGUGUUAUUCUACCAUCCUUCAAUAUGUACAUCGGAUUACAGUCGACACGAAAAGGAUCUUAAUCUCCGUGUUACACAAUUUUUAAGACAUUCUAAGAGCCAUAAAUUACAAUAUACAUGACAUUUGAAAAAAGAGUAACACCUGGACAAUUGCAAUUCGAUACUGUAGCAGUCCUCAAGCUAAAAGUCUUGAGUCAAGUUGUCACGUCUUUAAGAAUGAAGAAGCCGAUAUCGUCGUACGUAGAACUGUUCUACGACGAGAACGUGAUCUCGUGGAGCAAACGACUCUUGAACUUAUCCGGGCUAUGGCCGCAUAAUCGUAACGACGUUCGAUUUUUCUUCUACAUUACGUACGUCGUGAUCUUCACCUGGUUGGAGAUUGUGACGCUGCUGCAGAAUAUACACGACCUUGAGAAGACGCUGAAGAAUAUCACGCUAUCGUUCCCGACCAUCUUGAUAGUACUGAAGGCCAUGAUGUUUCGGUUGAACAUGCAUCUCGUGCUACCAUUGCUGACGGUCGUGAAAAGGGACGUGAAGCUUGGAUUGUAUAGAUCAGAAGAGGAAAGGCGAACGGUCGUUUGGUACAGCGUGGCCGCCACGUUAUUUUCCACCUCGUCGGCCUUGUCUUUAUUCUUCGUGCCCACCUUGUUUUAUGCCAAACCAAUCGUCAGCUGUCUUUUAUCCAAAUUCAAUAAUUGUACGCUUCCUUACGAGUUACCGAUGAAAGUAAAUAACAUUUAUGAAGUGACAGGAGUACAAUCAUACGCUUUAUUGUGCGUUUAUUUAAUACCAGCAAGUAUGUUGUUAACAAUCGGUGCAACCGGCGCGGACAGUCUUUUGGUGACGUUAACGUUUCACCUUUGUAGUCAACUUUCAAUUCUGGCACAUCGUGUCAGAAAUAUCAGUAUUGAACCGCAAAUAUAUUCUCCAGAAAUGAGAGCGCUCGUUGAACGACACAUCGAACUUCUUCAACUGGCAAAUAUUUUAGCAAAGACAUUUAGCUCUCUGAUGUUUAUACAGACAUUAGGAUUAAUAUUCUCUUUAUGCAUCGUGGUCUACCAAUUACUCAUGACGACCGACUCUGGAGAAGAUAUAAAUACCAUACAUUUUAUAAUUUACUCAUGCGCUGUUAUACUAUUAGCAUUCUCCUACUGUUUCUUGGGGGAGUGUCUAAUUAGCGAGAGUAGUGAAAUGCAAGUGGCUUGCUAUUUCAUAAACUGGUACGACUUACCGGAACAAUACACGCGAUCUUUAAUAUUUUGUAUCGCUCGAUCGCAGAAACCAUCAUACCUUACCGCUGGCAAGUUUUACGUGUUUUCCUUAGAAACAUUUGGCGUUAUAGUAAAAGCAUCGAUGGCAUAUCUCUCCGUUUUGAAAAGUAUUAUUUGAAUGAUUACAAGGAUCAACUCAACUUGUUGAAUUUAUUGAACAUAUAAAAAGAAACAAAUUAUUCGAACCAUUAAUUGCGGAUAUACGACUUGAUCUUAUAAUCGAACAGUGAAACGAUAGAUUCAAUUCUUAAAUAUUAAACGUAAAGCUGUUAAACGCGCACUAUAAUUUUCUAUUGUGAUAAAAGACUCAUCUUUCGUAACCUUUCAACUUCUUUAAUUUCCCUUAGUAAUAAUCACUUUAAUCAAUGAAAUUAUAUAUUUCCUUCAUAUCCCUAAAACAUUACUUUCACUAUCAAUCUUCUUAUGAUACGGUAAACGGUGUACGAUCGACGAUUAUUAACCGAACUAGAAUUAAGUGCCAGGUCUGAAAAGAAUAAACGUCAACGUCGCCCAGAUAGAAUGACUACAGAGAUCGAAUCUGUCGGAAUCAAUUUUUUUCUAUUGGAAGCCACUUGUACGUGGUUUACAACGUACCAGCGAUAUACGUAUAUCAAGCUCUCGGAAUGUAUCAUUCUAUCUAAUCGUCGUCGAACACAAGUACGUGUUGGCUGAAGGAAUUAAAAGAAAAAUUUAUUUCGGUUUAUUCAAGAAAGAUACAGAGUGUACAACUGCCGAGGGGGAUACAAAUUAUGCAUAUAACUCGUGCUUCACGGUAAAUAAUCGUCCCUAUUGCCAGGUCGAAGCACGUGGACCCUGCCGUCGUGUGUUAUCUCUUUAAAACGACCUCGAUCCUACGAAUGGAGUAACAGCUAACGCGCAUACGGCCUUCACGAUACACCGAUCUCUCGCCACACGGUCCGCUGCGAUCCAAGCACGUUUACAGCACGUGUGUACACUUUCAGUGGCAGGAACUUAAGUAACAGUGUGCAUCGUCAUGUACCUCUGACGCCGAUCCUGAGAGACACGGCUGAUCCUCCACGAGGUAUUCAGACAUGGAAAAGAAACAGACGGCAAAGGCUUUGCACGCGUUUCGUUUCAGAACAGAGAUACACGGCCGCGACUUAUACGAUCGCAGGACAACGAACCAGACGAUGGUUAGUUGCUUGCUCGGUGUACGAUGGUAUGGAGCGAAUUCUUAGCAGUCAUGGCCGAAUCGUCUAGAUGUCGUCGUAAACAAAGGUACAUUAUACUGAUAAAUUUGUUUUAAACGAAUACAUGGUGAUUAUAAAAUUAAAAAAAGAAAAAAGAGAAGGAAAGAGAAGUUAAAGGAUAAGUAUGGAACGAUAAUACAGGUAAAUAAUAAAGCGUUCGAACGAUACUCCGUGGUAGCGGCUAUUAAUAGCUCGUGUUCAUUCCCAGCGGAGCAAGUUAGUGUAUAUCGAGAAUCGCUUUUUCACCCUUUCCUCCCUCGCGGUUAUCAUUUUUUAUUUCUCAAAGUUGAUCAUAUCGCACAAAACGACUUCUUCGUCGGUACGGAGAACGUAAAAGAAUUUCGCCACGAUUAGAACGGUUCGUUCACAUGCGUGUCCUGUGGCUGUGAUGUACGAUUCUUGAUAACUAAAAAUUAAAUCCAUACCAAUUCGCACGGGCGUGCAUGGAGAUUUUUAGGAACGGAACCGUGUCGGUCGGUAUAUCGUGACAGCCUGUGUAUGCUAUACAAGCACAUAAACACAUGGUAAUGUAUUCGAUGCUGUUUAUUUCUUUCUUUCCUUUUUUUUUUCUUCAUUCAGACAAAACUGACUCACACGUUCACAUGUUAAUACGCAGCCUCGCAGAUGCAUUCGCGGUUACCUCCCACAAUUAUGUUCCGUAUAAAAUCGUGCGUUUGCCUGUGCACGAGGUCCUCUGGUGUAUGUGUUUCUGUGUACGAAUAUGCACGUUAAGUGUACACACGAUACUUCAUGUACAAUAUUCUGUCUGUUCUCUGUAUAUUUCGAACUAUAUGUAUGUAUUCGUGCGUACUGUUCUCUGUGUGUUUGCGGUUAAUGGAAGCGAGAGUUCACUAAAUGUCUUUCGUUCUGAGUUCUUUUCGCGUUGUGUUCAAGAAAUAGAGAAAAAGAGCGAGAGAAAGAGACAGACAGAGAGGGACAAAGAAAGAAAGAGAGAAAAAGAGAGUUAUAAUACAGGACAACGCCCGAGAAGAAUUCUAGAUCGGUCGAGAAACUUUUGAAAUUUUUUACUAUUCCGCGCACUCUCAGAAACACUCGUUUCUAAACGAUAGACUUAGUCUUGCCCUCGGCAAUUUUUUUCGAAUUUUUCGUUUCUUUUUUGUUUAUUCGUUUAUAUUGUAUAAGAGAGAGGUGUGCUACGGAUGGUGUGUUCACCGUUUCGUUUUUUAUCUUUAUCUACUCGUUUUGUUUGCUUUUUGGGGGUGCUUUUUAAUUGUUUUAUUCGUUUAUCGACUCGAGAACGUCGCAUCGACACACAGAGAGAACGACACGACGUUCUCGAGAAUUGAUCGAGAAUAUACGAAUGUGUUAUAGACAUGUCUGACGUUUCAGAACGAAAAAAUACGUGAAUGGAGUUCGAGUGCACGAUCUCAUUCGUUUUCUUUUCUUCCUUUUUCUAAGAAACGAAAGAAUUUUUUCUUCCACUUAUUGUUACUACGUGCGAGGAUAAUAUUGAUGUUCACUGCUUAUAUUAAUCUGCCUGAUAGUAUUGUGUAAAAUCUCACGAUACUAUUCACGUCAUUGCAAUCGCGUGUUUUCUCUGUUAGGUAACGUUGAACUAUUACGAUGUACGUUUGUUCUUCGUUAUAUGUCCUAUUUCGAUAGCAAAAAAUUAAAUAAUAAUAUUAGUGAUAAUUAACGAAAAUAGCAACUGCUAUCAUUAUAACUAUAAUAACAAUAAGUAAAUUGACUACACGAAAGUAUAGCGUUUUCCUUUUGUAAUUAUAUUAGUAAAUAUUAUUGAGAACUACAUUAGUAAUAAAGAGAUAAUGGGAAUUCCAGAAGUCGUGUGAGAUUUCAAAAACUGAAUGCUGAACAAAACUAUUCAAUGAGAAAAGUUUGGACUAUUUAAAAAAUAUUCAUUGAGUAUAAGCAGCAUGAAACUUUUAAUUAUUCUAUGAAAUUCGUUGAUAUUGUAAUACGAUUUAAUCAUAGAAAAUUGUUUCCUGAGCAUUUUCAUUGAGCAUUAUAAGCUGCCAUACUUAAUCUAAUCGUAUCUUAACAGAUACUCGAAAAAUCUUUGCUGUCGCGUCCAAACUUGGAAAAUUAAUUUAGUAACAGAAUUAUCAAUAAGCAAUGGAAAAGUCUCGAUUAAAGACAUGAUUUUGUUAGAAAAAAUACGCGCAAAGCUUGGUAUGCCGAUUUCUAACUCUUUGAAACGCUAAUUUAUACGAGCGCACACUUGGCUUCACGAAACGUGUAUUUUUUCAAAGAAAAUGUUUCUCUAUAAUCGUAACUUUCCCUUUCCCGAUCAAGUAUACGUUUAAAGUUUCUAAUCGAUUAUCGCUACGUUUAACCAAAGAAUCAGUCGAAAAUUCUUAGAAAUUUAUGUAUUGCACGAUAACUAGUCGUUUUCGAGUCCAUUUUAUGAAAUGGCGAAAAAUGGAAGAAACUGAAUUUAAAGAGGAACUUACGUCAAAUAUAAAUAACGUAUUUUAUAUUUUCGAUCCAUGGGAGUAGUAUUACGACAAUUAAAAAAUUUUAUUUAUUAAAA
Messenger RNA from Bombus pyrosoma, 5952 nucleotides. Its product is annotated as odorant receptor 2a-like. Lineage: Eukaryota; Metazoa; Arthropoda; Insecta; Hymenoptera; Apidae. Gene Ontology annotation, cellular component: plasma membrane. Bases 1076 to 2347 code for a protein of 423 amino acids. The record is from RefSeq and is a predicted model, not a curated record. Gene Ontology annotation, molecular function: olfactory receptor activity; odorant binding. The transcript is spliced from 6 exons. Gene Ontology annotation, biological process: detection of chemical stimulus involved in sensory perception of smell; sensory perception of smell.